This is a messenger RNA of Paramecium octaurelia, 1566 nucleotides long. The record is from the annotation of a GenBank genome assembly. NCBI's taxonomy places the organism in Eukaryota, Ciliophora, Oligohymenophorea, Peniculida, Parameciidae.
AUGUAGCAUCAAUUUUCAAACCUUGCCUGCAAAAAUAAUCAUGAUUAACCAAUCACAAAAGUUAGAUUGGGAAAGCAAUUAACUUAAACAGAUAGAUUCCUUUGUGAUUUAUGCAAUGAACAAUAACCAAAUGAAUAAAUUUUGGAUAUUACAUUAGUUUAAUAAAUAAUCAAUGAUUUUAAGAAAAAACAACAGGAAUCAAAAGAACUCUUUUUACGUUUUAAAUCAAAACAAAUAUAUAGAGUUGAAAGUAAUGUUUCUACAUUGAUAUCCUCACUCAUUUAAAUAUUAAAGGAAUUAUAAAAAAUUACUGAAAAUUGGAAGUAUUAUAUAGAAUCAAUUGAUCAAUAAAAUUGCCCUUCAGAUUUCAAAUUAGAUGUUGAUAAUUUAAUUUUCAACAAAUGGGAUGACGAAUUAAAAGAAUAUUUUGUAAAUAUUGAAGAAAAAAAUCUGAAUUGGAUCUAAAAAAUCUAAUCCAAAUUAAAUCUAUUUUGCAAUUUCUAAGAAAUUGAAAAUUGCAAAUUAAUUUUAUAAGAAUCAAUAGUUCUUGAUGACAUUUCUCCUGUCAGAGUUAAAGAUAAUUCAAUCUCUUUAGCAUUAAUAUACAAUUCGUCCUUUCAAAAUGAAACUUGCAAUGCAAUUUCCAUAAAUAGAACAGGUAAACUAAUUGCAACAUGCAAAGAGUAUAACAUAACAAUUUGGGAUUUUGUUGAUGGAAAAAUGAAAUCUUUAACAUAAUUAGAUAGGCACAAAGAUUAUGUAAGUUGCUUAGUUUUUAGUAAAAAAGUAGAUUCCUUAAUUUCUGCUUCAUAUGAUAAAACCAUCUUCUGCUGGAAACAAUUAGAUAAAACUAAGUGGAUUUGUUCGCAAUUACAUUUCUAACAUACAGGGCCAAUAAACUGCAUAUUAUUAAAUUAAAAUGAAAACUAGCUUAUAAGUGGGAGUUCCGAUCAAAAGAUAAUAAUAUGGGAUGUUGAUUUAAAUCAAAACAAACUAAAUUAUUCAUACCCAUUAUAAUUAACAGCUGGUGAUGUUGAAGGUUUAACAAUGAAUAAAUCUGAAACAAUUUUAGUAUCAUGCUAGAAUAAUAAAUCUAUUAUAAUUUGGAGUAAAGGAAAUGAUGAAAAAUGGAAAUUUCAAUCAACUGUUACAAAACUUGUCUAAGAAUUUGGAUCAAGAAUUAGUUUUUUGAAUGACAACUAAUUUAUCUGGGUAUCAGGAGAAAGAGAAAGCUUGGAUUGUAUUUGUGUGUUUUAUAAUAAUAAUGGGUAAUUUUUCGAAAAUUAAUAAAAGAGAAUAAAAUUAUUAAAAAAUAAUAAGGAAUUUGAUUUUCACUUGUUUCCGAUAUGUUAUAAUUAAGAGAAAAAGAUAAUGAUCGUCAAACAUAAAAUAAGAAUAUAUGUACUAAGGUAAUAUCCAGAUGAUGAAAUCAAAAUUGCAGGAGUUAUUACUUGUAAAUCUACUAGAAUUUUUGGAUCAUUAACUAACGAUGGAUAGUUUUUAGUUUAUUGGGAUGCUAAUGGAAGCAAUUCUGGAGGUGGUUAAUAUUAUAUCUAUAAAAUUUGA